This is a messenger RNA of Prunus armeniaca (apricot), 213 nucleotides long. The record is from the annotation of a GenBank genome assembly. NCBI's taxonomy places the organism in Eukaryota, Viridiplantae, Streptophyta, Magnoliopsida, Rosales, Rosaceae.
AUGGGACCCCGUGGAGUCCACGACCUCAGAAUUAUGAUCCGGACGUUCCUAAAGAUUCCUCUAUGCCUAGGACACAUGUCCCGAGAGUUCGGUCUUUUUCGGACGGUCGGAUUGCUCACGAUCACACCACCGGACGGUUCUAGUAAUCUUAACCCUAGGGUUAACAUUUUCGGGGCAUCCAGGACUCCGAUUCACGAUCCUGGAAUUAUCUAG